GGUUCCCUGACCCUAGGGAAUGGAUGGUGCUCUUGCAUGGCAGCCGCUGGAGCCUAGAGUGGACAGCAAGUGUCAAGUCACUGACAGACCCUCUCUCUCUCACUCUCCUGGACUCCUUGCCUUCCUUUUGGUCACCAGAGAUGUUUUCCACCUGGGGGUCUGCCCUUCCCCAGUUUCAGGACUGAGAGCAUCCUGGAAGCCCCUUGACCUGCAAGGUGGUUUCACCCCAACAUCAGCGGAGUUGAAGCUGAGCAGCUACUCAUGUCCAGUGGCCAGCACGGAAGCUUCCUGGCAAGACCCAGCAAGAGCUGCCCCGGGGGCUUCACACUGUCUGUCAGGCGCCAUGAUGAGGUGACUCACAUCAAGAUCCAGAACACAGGUGACUACUACGAUCUGUAUGGAGGGGAGAAGUUCGCGACACUGGCCGAGCUGGUGCAGCACUACACAGGCCAGCAUGGGGGGCUGCUCCGAGAGCGUGGCGGGGCCCCCGUGGAGCUCCGGCACCCGCUGGGCUGCCAGGACCCCACGUCGGAACGGUGGUAUCAUGGGCAUCUGUCUGGGAAGGAGGCUGAGAAGCUGCUCAUGGAGAAAGGGCGUCCAGGCAGCUUCCUGGUUCGGGAGAGUCAGAGCAAACCUGGGGACUUUGUGCUGUCAGUGCUCACACAGCAGCUGGACAGGGCAGACCGCCAGCUACGCGUCACCCACAUCAUGAUCCACUUCCAGCCAGAUGGGAAGUAUGACGUGGGAGGUGGUGAGCAGUUCGACACCCUUGGAGAUCUGGUGGAGUGCUACAGGAAGAACCCCAUGGUGGAGAGGUCAGGGGUUGUGGUGCAUCUCCGGCAGCCCCUCAAGGCCACGAGAAUCAGCGCUGCGAGCAUUGAGAGCCGUGUGCAGGAGCUCAGCGAGGCCACGGAUGCCAGCGAGAAGGCCAAGCAGGGCUUCUGGGAGGAGUUUGAGAUGCUGCAGCAGCAGGAAUGCCGGCUCCUGUACCCCCGGAAGGAAGGCCAGCGGCCGGAGAACAAGCCCAAGAAUCGAUACAAGAACAUCCUUCCCUUUGAUACCACUCGUGUCAUCCUUCAUGAUGUGGAUGACAGAGUGCCUGGAGCCGACUACAUCAAUGCCAACUACAUCAGGAGUGACCCAGAGGAGAAGCCAGGCCAUGGACUGGGCAAGGUGUACAUUGCUACCCAAGGCUGUCUGCCGACUACAGUGGCUGCUUUCUGGGCUAUGGUGCACCAGGAGAGCACACGUGUCAUCGUCAUGACCACCAGGGAGGUGGAGCGAGGCCGGAACAAGUGUUUCCGAUACUGGCCAGAGUUGCAUGGCAGCCAAGAGUACGGCCACCUGCAUGUGUGCAACAUGGCUGAGCACUGGGCCCAGGGCUAUUGUGUGCGGGAGCUGCAGGUGUGGAGGCCAGACCAGGAGGAGUCGCCGCGCACAGUGAAGCACUACCAGUACUUCAGUUGGCCGGACCACGGCGUCCCGGCCGAGCCCACCGGCGUCCUUAGCUUCCUGGACGAGGUGAACCGUGCCCAGAGCAGCAUGCCGGGGGCCGGACCCAUGGUAGUCCAUUGCAGCGCUGGCAUCGGACGCACUGGCACCAUCAUUGUGAUUGACAUCCUGGUGGACGUCAUUCGCAGGCAGGGGUUAGACUGCGACAUUGACGUCCCCAAGACGAUCCAACUAGUGCGGCGGCAGCGCUCGGGGAUGGUGCAGACCGAGGCGCAGUACAAGUUCGUGUACCUGGCGCUGCAGCGGUACAUCCAGGGAGAACAGCUGCGCCUCCGCAAGCCUGUGGGGGCGGGGCCGGGCCGGGGCGGAGCCUGCGCUGGCAUCACCAUGGUGACCAGGGGCCCCUCCCCUCAGCGUGAGCGGCCGGAGGAGCGCGGCUCACUGAACCUGGGCGUCUCGCCCGCCGACCCCGGCUGUAGCCCCGGACCCGCGCCGUCCCGGGCGCCGGCGGCGACCCGGGAGGCCCCCCGCCACGAGUAUGAGAACCUGCAGGGCCUAGAGCCGUAAGAGCCCCUCGUGCGCGUGCCCCGACGAGCCAUGCAAGAAGGCGGGAGCCCAGCAAGGCCGGCCUCCGCGUUCCUCC
Budorcas taxicolor (takin) is the source of this 2095-nucleotide messenger RNA. RefSeq names its product tyrosine-protein phosphatase non-receptor type 11-like. Gene Ontology annotation, molecular function: protein tyrosine phosphatase activity. Gene Ontology annotation, biological process: protein dephosphorylation. The transcript is spliced from 14 exons. The coding region runs from base 262 to 2019 and encodes 585 amino acids. Lineage: Eukaryota; Metazoa; Chordata; Mammalia; Artiodactyla; Bovidae. The record is from RefSeq and is a predicted model, not a curated record.